Molecule: messenger RNA, 768 nt
Organism: Ceutorhynchus assimilis (cabbage seed weevil)
Lineage: Eukaryota; Metazoa; Arthropoda; Insecta; Coleoptera; Curculionidae
Source: the annotation of a GenBank genome assembly
AUGUACGGCGACAAAUUCAUUCUAAUCCCAAAGUACUUUUUAAUCCUCAGCGGAUUUUGGCCCUUUAAAAUAACCGAAAACAAAUCGCUUGAAAAACUUUACAAAAUCUACUCCAAAUGCCAAACUUACGCCUACAUUUUAUUCAUCGUAUCAUUAUUAAUCAAUUUAAUUGUUUUAAUUGUAGAGCACAAUCAACCAACCAGAUUAAUUGGAAGCAUUAACAUCCUUAUAAUUGUUGGUGAAACUUGUAUCAAACUUGUAUUAUUUCAAGUCAAAAAAAUCCCAAACAUGUUCUUGCACAUCCUCCAAAACGAAUACAACCUAAAUAACUCAAACGACCCCGAAGUAAAAACAUGCUACAACAAACAAAUCUCUUAUUGCAGAAAAGUGAAUCUUUGUCAAUUCCUCGUCACUCUCACAUCUUGCACCUUUUUUACUUUAGUUUCCCUCCUCCAAGUCAUAGCCUCAGAAGACAUGUCUGAGUUCAAAGACCAACCGUUUAUGCACGACAUAUGGUAUCCGUUCAAACGCGAAAAAAACAUGAUUUGGGUUGUCGGUUUGAACUUGUUUGCGGUAACUCAAGGGUUGUUUUUCAAUACGGCAACUCAAACAACGUUUAUUGGUUUGAUGAUCUACGCCACAGCUAGAUUGGAGAUUUUAGGGAUCAGAUUGAGGAAGUUCGAUUGGAUUGCGAAGGAGAUGAAUGAUGGGGAUGUUUUGAGGACGGUUAAAGAGUUGGUGGUUGAACAUCAGAAGUUGAUUGAGUAA